UGAAAAGGCGAAAAUAUAAAUAAUAAUUUUUGGCACUAAAGUACUGUUUACACUUAAAAAAAUCAAUAGAGUUUUAGCUUGAGUAGAUCACUAUUGAUCAGGCAACAAGAUGGCUCUCUUCGGAAUGGUGUCAGCCGUUUCCGGCUUUGUAAAAAUACGUAGUCUUUUGGAUCGUGCUGUUAUCGAUAACAUGGUUUUCCGUUGCCAUUAUAGAAUUACAACAGCGUUAUUGUUUUUUUGUUGUAUUAUCGUAACGGCAAAUAAUUUAAUUGGUGAUCCGAUCGCUUGCAUCAACGACGGCUCCAUACCGAUGCAUGUCAUUAACACUUUCUGUUGGAUUACGUACACGUUUACUAUACCGGGUCAGCAGCACCGUCAAAUUGGUACCGAGGUAGCAGCGCACGGUUUGGGCAAUGAGUAUGGACAAGAGAAACGUUAUCACAGUUAUUAUCAGUGGGUGCCAUUCGUAUUGUUCUUCCAGGGUCUCAUGUUCUACAUACCACAUUGGAUUUGGAAGAAUUUGGAAGAUGGCAAAAUGCGCAAUAUAACUGAGGGUCUGCGCGGCUUCAUCACCAUGCCUGAGGAUUAUCGCAAGGAUCGUCAAGCGCGUAUUAUUAAGUAUUUUGUCGACAGUUUAAGCACACAUAGCAGUUACUCCUUCGCCUAUUACUUUUGUGAGGCUUUGAAUUUUGCUAAUGUCGUAUUGAAUAUAUUCUUGGUGGAUAAGUUUUUGGGUGGCGCAUUCCUGACAUACGGUACAGAAGUAAUUAAAUUCUCGAAUAUGGAUCAAGAUCAUCGUUUCGAUCCGAUGAUUGAAAUCUUUCCACGCUUAACCAAAUGUACUUUCCGUAAAUUCGGUCCUGGCGGUUCACCACAGACACACGAUACCUUGUGUGUGUUGGCAUUGAAUAUUUUGAAUGAGAAAAUCUACAUUUUCUUGUGGUUCUGGUUCAUCAUUUUAUCCGUGAUCUCUGGCGUUGCUUUGGUUUACUCACUCGUCGUCAUUAUGAUGCCGACUACACGCGAAACUAUUAUCAAACGCUCAUACCGCUCCGGACAGAGCAAGGAAAUUCAAUUUUUGAUUCGUCGUUUGGACAUUGGUGAUUUCCUUGUUUUGCACUUUUUGAGUCAAAAUCUCAAUACAAAGUAUUACUGUGAAAUGGUACAUGAGCUAUGCACCAUACUUACGAAUUCCCGCACGCCAUCUGCACCAUCUACAAUGGAAAUGCAGAAUAUAUAUCCAGCAGUAGAUCAAUAUGGCAAGGAGACCGAGACAUAAAUGCAAGUGAAAGUUGAUAAGACCGCAAAAAAAUUUUCUUUAGAAAAAAAAAAAAAAAACAAACGAAAAAUGAUUUGAAAAGAUAAGGCAACAGAGGAAAAAUGACGGUAAAACCACAAAACACUAAAAAUGCCAUUAUAAAAAUGUAAUACAAAAAUAUGCAAAAGACACAUGAAGUUAAGCAGUAGAGAGUGAACCUAAUAGAUACGGUUAAUGCAAUCCUCCAUUUAAAUAAAUAUUAUUCAUAUGAUUUGCUGUUCGCUCUACCCCAGAAGCAAUUCAAUGAAAAUGGGAAAAUAAAAUAAAAAUUACACCAACAAUGAAGAUAUACAUAAUUUUCCUGCAUACUUAAAUUUAAGACUGUUUAUUUCGAAUUCUGGUAAAAACAGAAAAUUUGAACAAAAAAACUUGUGCCAAGCAAACACAAUUAAAGACAGAAAUACAAAGUAAAAUAUGCUUUAUACUAACAAAGUUGAUAACAUUAUAAAACUUGAAGGUACGCAUGAGACUAUCAUGAUCGCUACAGUGCAAUUUUCGUUAUCCUUUUUAAAUAACACUUUACAAAGCAUCGGUCGUGACAUAGACAUUCACUUAUACAAACAUACAUAUACGCACAAUAAACGAAAACACCAACAAUUUACUUAUAGAAUUUAUUAUAUAAACAAAUAAUACGAAUACAUUGUCUAAUAGAUAUUGCUCAAAGCCAAUAUAAAUAUGUACUCGUAGGGGGAGCGCAGAAUAAAUAAAAAAAAAUAUUUCUAAUAAAUUUUAUUCCAACUAUGUAUGUAAAUGUGUGCUUGGCGUACAAGCAACAAUUACCUUCCACUACAACUACUUUUAAACGUUUAUUUACUUUAAUUACGUAUGUGCAUUUCUAUUUUAUAACUUUUUAGUUGUUAAAUUUAAAAUGUAAUAACUAAAUGUAAGACUUUAGAUUUUAUUUAAAUGAUCUUUAUACAUACACACAAACAGAAAAGAAAUUGUCAAAACUAAAAGCUGGAAAUUUUGAUAGGUAAAAGAAAAAUCGUAAAUAAUCUUAUAGAUUUUGAAUAAUGAAUUUGUAUUUAAAUAAUCUAAAAUUUAGAAAUUCAUUUACGAAAGAAAAAUGUGAACAUUGUGAUUAUUGAUAGGGUGACUUCUUUAAAUAAAUUUUUUUUCUAUUUUAUGAAGCGAUAAUCAA
Molecule: messenger RNA, 2459 nt
Organism: Ceratitis capitata (Mediterranean fruit fly)
Lineage: Eukaryota; Metazoa; Arthropoda; Insecta; Diptera; Tephritidae
Product: innexin inx3
Exons: 5
Coding region: 110-1279 (389 amino acids)
Biological process (GO): phototransduction
Cellular component (GO): plasma membrane; gap junction
Molecular function (GO): gap junction channel activity
Source: RefSeq, a predicted model, not a curated record